AUGGUGGAGUGGACACGCGCUGAGAAGAGGACUUUUCUGCGGCAGAGAGUGGAGGCGAGGCUGGCUGCGCUUUUGAUGGAGAACAAGGAGUAUGUUGAAGCUUUGGCGCUGUUGAGUGGUUUGGUGAAAGAGGGUAGGAGGUUAGAUGAUAAGCUUCUUUUGGUUGAUAUAGACUUGUUGGAGAGCAUCGUUUUGUUUGCCAUGUUGGUCUCUGCGUUUAUGAUUAGUGGCUUUGUGAUAACUCUUUUGACUCAUGAACCGCUUGUCGUUAAAGAGAGUUUGAGUUUUGAUUACACUAAGAAUAGUCCAGAAGCAUAUGUGGCUAUUACUCGAGUUAACACUCCGAAUCACAGGACAGAGAUCAGUGUCUUAAUGACAUUACCUGAGUCUGAGUACAACAGAAACCUCGGGAUGUUUCAGGUUCGUGUGGAUUUCUUAUCAGAGAAUGGUCAAGUGCUUGCCACUUCGAGACGGCCUUGUAUGCCGAGGUUUAGAACCGAGCCUAUACGUCUUGUUCAGACUUUCUUAUAG
Eruca vesicaria subsp. sativa (arugula) is the source of this 531-nucleotide messenger RNA. Lineage: Eukaryota; Viridiplantae; Streptophyta; Magnoliopsida; Brassicales; Brassicaceae. The record is from the annotation of a GenBank genome assembly.